GUUACCAUGAAGUGUGCCCCAGUAGUUGAAGUGUCUCUCUGUCGCUAGAGAGCUAGCAGGAAGUGCCGCUCGGGUGCUUCUCCUCUGUCUCAUCAAUGCAGCUUUCAUUCUCCCUCGGUGGGGCAAGAUGGAAGCUGUACAGAAGGACCACUGGUACUUCGUGGUACUCAUCUUUCUUCCUUUUCUUAAAGUUGCUGCCCAGCACAUGGAGCCUGCUACAGUCCGCCUGGAGGAAGGGAUGGUUCUCAACUGUUUGUGUCCUUGGGACGGCAACCUCAGCUUGGUGUCCUGGACCAAACUACCAGACAAGAAUCUGGUAGCUGUUUUCCAUCCAGAGUAUGGAGUGGACUUCUCUCACCAUUACCGGGAAAGGAUAGAGUUCCUGAGGACCACGCCGAUGGACGGAAGUAUUUCCAUGAGGAAUGUCACUCACCAGGAUAUCGGGCUCUACCACUGCUCUGUUCAGACCUUCCCUCAAGGCCCCUGGACAAGGAACAUUCAGGUGGAAGAUUUAGAUGAGCCCCCAGAGGAAGACAACAGCACAGAGUCCUCCAUCCCAGAGGUGAUCGAGGCGGACACAGAGUUGUUGGCAGAGCUGGACAACAACCUGACCAUUAGCUGUAACCACGAGCACAAUGGUAGCGUUUACCAGGUCAUUUUGGAGAAGAUGCCCCACGGCCAGCCCUGGGGCAUUAUCGGAGUGUGUAAGAAGGUGGAAGGGGGCCUGCUGGCCGAGGACUACAGCGACAGGGGCAGGGUCAGCUGUGCAGACAGCCUGGAUGUCAAUCUGCACCUGACAGGUGUGGAGCGGAAAGAUGGCGGUUUCUACCGCUGCACCUUCAGCACAGAUGCGGGGGUGCGGACGACCACUGUGCUGCUCACUGUGCCUCCUCCAGGUGGAUUCAGCCUAUCUGUGUACAUGAUGUAUAUUUACAUCGGGGCUGGAGCUGCUGGGCUUAUUCUACUUGUUGCCAUCAUCAUACUAGCAGUGAAGCACAGGAAGAAGAACAGGAGAGAGGAGUACAGAGUCAAACUGCACCCAUCUCAAAGACAGCCAAACUUCUAUGAGAACAUCUCUGUGUGCCCCAGGAUGGCAAAGGAGUCCAGGCAGAUCAGAAAUUUCCCGGUCUAUGCCAACCUACAGACCGUACGAUCACACAAAACCAAAUGUCAGCUUCACAAUAAAUGAACAUUCGUAAACUUGACGUAUUGCAUAAUGUGAACGUGUAGGUUUUCACAAACAAAGCAGAUUGAUUUCCAGCGGCUGAAAAAAAAGUAUUUAGACCCCUUUCCUUUUUGCACACAUCAUAGUGUUGUUGAUACACUCCAUAACUCAUAAUGUCAAAGGGAGAAUAUGUUUUUAGAAAUAUAUGCAAAUUAAUUAAAAAUCAAAAACUGAGAUUUCUUUUCCCUAAGUAUUGAGACCCUUUCAUGUGGCACUCCAACUUGCGGUCAGAUGCAUCCUGUUGGCUUUAAUUAUCCUUGAGAUGUGUGUGAUUGGAGUCCACCUGUGGGGAAUUGAAUUGAUUGACCACAACACACCUGUGUAAUUAAGGUCCCAUAGGUCCCACUGCAUGUUACAGCUACACCCAAUGAAGUGUGCAAAAAGUGAAAUGGUCUGAAUAGUUUCGAAAGCCACUUCAUACAAAGGCAAAAAUAAACAAUUUGUUUUUAUAAGAUGCAGGGAUCAUUCUGACACUGAUUAUUUGUCAUACUUUAUUUUGAAAUGAGUUAACAAACUGGUGCUCAUCACAGUCUCAGAGAGCUGACGGGUUUGUUUGUGUCCAAUCUUAAUCCCACUAAUUAAAUGUAGUAUGUACUUCAUAAUCACUGCUCAGGAAAUAUUUGUUGUGGGCAAAACAAUAUUUGACAGUAACCAUCACGCAGAAAGAGCCGACAAAAAGCCUGUAUAAUCAUUCUUUUCACUUCCCUAACCCCCGAGUAAAACGAUUGACAAAAGCCUGUGUAAUUGCUCUCCUUUUACUUUCAUCCCUCCCGGUUUCCAUUCAAAGCUUGACAAUGGUGUCUAAUCAUCUAACGGAAAAGAAAAGCAGUCACUCAGCACUGUAGCGUCACUUGAGACUGUUGCUUUCCCCAACAGGCUCUCUGUCUAGGAUGGCUGCAUUCUAGUAACAGAACGCUCUUAUUGUGAAAGCUAAACUCUAAUUAGAUAAUCCUGUGCUUCAGUUUAUAGCGCCUUAUGCUUUGUCUAUCUAUGGUUUGUUGAUGAAUGGGUUGGUACUUUUUUCUGUUUUAAAAUGUAAUUUCCAAAUCGUUAUCAUAAUUUUUAUGAAAAGCUGUCAGAGGUUUUCCAAGUUGUGUUUAUUAUUUUGUAUGCUUUCUAAGCUUGUCUAUAUGCUUCUGUAAACCAAAAUGUCAGGUUUAUGGUAGGACUAUUAAGCUGUGUGUUGUUUAUGUGUAAUGUGAUCCAUUUAUCUCCAUAGAAAUGGAGGCAGUGGCAGAGGCCGUAAUGGAUAUGCAGGCUAUCCUGCUAGGAAACAAGACAAAUGUGGACGAGCUAGAAAUGUGGAACAUAAAGGGACAAUAUAGUUUGGAAUCCCAAGUUUUUGCCUUCAUUCUCUCAUCUUGCUGUUCGCGGAAAAACAGUAGAAGCUGUAACUAUAAAUUUGACUGUGACACUUGUGAUGCUGCGUGUGUAUGCCCAGCAAUACUGAAAAUGAUGUGUGUGACUGUAAAAGACUCCCAUGUGGUAAAAAUAAAACAUAAUGUCAUAGCCACUA
Molecule: messenger RNA, 2741 nt
Organism: Etheostoma cragini (Arkansas darter)
Lineage: Eukaryota; Metazoa; Chordata; Actinopteri; Perciformes; Percidae
Gene: cd226
Product: CD226 molecule
Exons: 6
Coding region: 128-1189 (353 amino acids)
Biological process (GO): positive regulation of natural killer cell mediated cytotoxicity directed against tumor cell target; positive regulation of mast cell activation; positive regulation of T cell receptor signaling pathway
Cellular component (GO): external side of plasma membrane
Source: RefSeq, a predicted model, not a curated record